AUGGCGCCUAAAAAGACUGCAGCAAAAGCUGCAGCAAAGUCUGCACCGCCUGCUCCACCUCGUAGGAGCUCCAGACCCAAAGUUGUGAAGGGUCGUGUCGUAUCUCCGGAACCCAGCAGCCACAAUAGUUCUGUGAGCAGCCAUCUGGCUCUGCUUUAUGAUCUAGACCUCAUAGCUGACGGCCUGCAGCCUGAUCCGUCAAAUAGCAAAGACCGAUCCAAGCCCGCUUCGCGCGCACAAUCCCCUUCCCGCCCAUCUGGCCCUGGAACAGCUGCUCAAGCGGGUCCUUCAGCUUCAGCGUCGGCGAACACCGGCCCUUCUACACCCAACCGAGCAGACUCAUCACCAUCCCUUUCACCUGCCCCUACACCUCUACAACCUAGCAAAGCAGCCAAAGCUCCACCAAGCCGCGAACAACUCCCACAAUACCCACCAGCUGCAGCUCCGUCCUCUCCUACCCCACGAGAAUCUUCGCCACCUAUCGAAACACCCCCUCUCCCUCCGGACCAUCCUUUCUUCUCGCACGCGGCGGCACUGACGCCAUCUUUGCGAGUACUGUCCGGAUCACUCACUCCACCAGUGGCGUCGGCUCCUCGGGCGGUACUAUCUCCGGGAGUAUCGCCUACUCGAGUCACCUCCCCUCUUCUUGCACCCACAUCGGUAUCUUUACCACCAGCGGAAGCUGUCUCUGACUCCUCCACCUUUGGCGCCGCCCGAGCACCGCCAUCAGCUGCGCCUGCCCGCUUCGCACAGUUCGUAUCCUCCUCACCUCCACCAUCACCAGCACCGGUGUCAGAACCUGCUACCGCUACUAUUCCCAUAGUAGUGGCAGCUGCGACUCCUCCCCCCGCAACACCGGAGGUUGAACUCUUCCCGGUCCGCCAGCCCACUCCUCCACCCGUCCCACACCAAGACCCCACCCCUCCCGUCACCGCCGCCCAUACUCCACCUCGUAUCACUUCUCCGUCGACCAGCACCUUCCGCGGUACGCCAUCCAAGACUAAGCGGCGGGUCAUCAUAUCACCCUCGGAGUCGCCAGAACCAGACAUGGUACCAUCGGCAGGCGCAGAGGCGGCCGGAGAAGCCAUAUUGGCAGCUCCGGAGGCAUCUGCGUUUCCGGCAGCCGCGGCUGCUUCUACUGUGCCCGAGACACCACUACUUCCGGCACGGGCGCCCGGACCCACCGAUGUCGAUCAGCCACCCACGCCACUGCCCGUGCCCCAUCGUGAUCCCACUCCACCCAUCACUCAACAAGCGUCCCCUCCUCGACGUACGGUUCUCUUCACGCCUCCUCCAAUCUAUCCGCCGACCAAAACCAGCGACGCCGUCCCAGUUCUCUCAGCAGGAGCAGAGGCAGCAGUCGCGGAGACAAUGCAGUCCACAAGUCCUCAGCCGGACUCGCAAGCCGCAGCGGUACCUUCCGAAGACGCCAUGGACGUUGAUCCACCAACUGCUCGGCAACCAACUCCUCCGCCUGUUCCGCACCAAGAUCCCACCCCGCCAACCGCGGUAGCUCUUACUCCACCGCACACCGCCUACACUGCACCCGUCGAGACCGCCCCCCAGGCGUCCUCUCCUCCAGCGUCACCUCCCGUCCCUCCUGAGACUGCUGCCCCAGCUCCUGCGGCAUCCCCUUCGCCUGCGGUAAAAGCCCCUUCCCCGGCCGCUUUGCCCGCCAGCGAGUCGCCCCCGAUCGUACCUGCCGCAAAGUCGCAAAAGUUAGUGCUCAAGAUCAACAGGAGGCGCAUCGAAUCGGAGGAACCGGUGAUGGAGUCCGGUAAGGCCCAAGAUAAGCCGGAGAAGAAGGGUACGCGACCAGCAAAGGCGGAGAUCGUGUCCGACAAGAGGCCGAAGAGGGAGAAGGCGGGUAAAGCAGGCAAGUCGGCAGAGCCGGAGAAGAUAGAGGAGGAGGUGGCACCGGAACCAGAGGAGAAGGAAGUAAAGACCCGAAAGGACGGCAAGCCGCGGAAGAGUAACGUCGAAACUCUGAAGCGAAAAGAGCGGGGCGAGACCGGGACGUCCGAUACGCCCAACAAGCGAGGUACACCGAGUGUAUCGUCCAAGGCCGGUACACCGAGCGGGACGCCCGAGCCUCGCGCAUCAGGCGCCAGCGGCAGCGGUAGCGGCAAGGCUGCUAAGGCGAGUGGAAGCGCCACGGGCAAAUCGGUGCUUCCGGCUACAAAUACACCCACGACGAAAGGCAAACCUCUCCUUGAAAGCGGUUCCGGGAAAAAGACCGGCACGUCCACUUCGACGUCGACACCUAUCGCCGCUGGCGCUGUCCCGACCGGCAAGGCUGCAGCUAUCGCCGCCAUCUCUCAGCCUGCUGCUGCGCCGAGUCUUCUCGCUCAGGCAAUGAGCAGGGCAGCUGCUGCAAAUGCGACUGCUGCCAAGUCUGCUGAGGCGACGUCGAAGACUGAUAGCAGUGCCAAGCUGAAACCCCGCCGAUCUACCUAUGUACCCACAGCAGACGAAGAGGCUCAGUACGCGGCUUCGGCUGUACAGCGCGCUGCGGAGACUGCGGCAAGGCUUGCAGUGGCUAAGAACGGUCUCAACCUGAACUUUGGACGAGACACAUACAAGCUCGAUUCGCUCAAUAAGUUCAAUCGGGAUAUCAAUGUCGAGGGGGCAUACGGGGUCGCAACGUGUAGAGCGCCCGAACGGAUUAUGCAGUCCCUCUUUCCAGGGCAGAUCCCGCAUGGGAUACGACACCGGAUGGAGCGGGAGGCGAGGGCCAAUGCGGCAGCUGAGGCGGAGGCGGAGCAAGCGGAAGCAGGGACGAAGGUGGCGAAGGAGGAGGUGAUAGUGGGGAUGGAGGUGGAUUGA
This is a messenger RNA of Dioszegia hungarica, 2826 nucleotides long. RefSeq lists its product as uncharacterized. The coding region runs from base 1 to 2826 and encodes 941 amino acids. Lineage: Eukaryota; Fungi; Basidiomycota; Tremellomycetes; Tremellales; Bulleribasidiaceae. The record is from RefSeq and is a predicted model, not a curated record. The transcript has 6 exons.